Messenger RNA from Pocillopora verrucosa, 4525 nucleotides. RefSeq names its product tetratricopeptide repeat protein 41. Gene Ontology annotation, cellular component: Cul4-RING E3 ubiquitin ligase complex. Lineage: Eukaryota; Metazoa; Cnidaria; Anthozoa; Scleractinia; Pocilloporidae. Gene Ontology annotation, molecular function: protein binding. The record is from RefSeq and is a predicted model, not a curated record.
CCGACUGUUGAGGGGACAGUAAUUGUCUCUUGAUAAAGUCAUUUUGUGAACGUCUUGUCAAUAAUUCUCAUUUAGAGAAAAGGAAACGGUGAGAUUCUUUUGAUUAGCUCUUAUUUUUUCGUGAUCGAUGCCAAAACUACGCGACGGCUCUAGUUUGUGUACGGCGAGAAGUGAAACCGCUCGACGUCAAGUCAUUCGACCCUUCGUGUGCUCAACUUUUAAGGAUUUUCAUGCGGAACGUGACUUCUUGCAAGAGAAAAUAUUCCCUCAGCUAAACAAGAUAUGUAACGAGCGUGGUACGUCGUUUAUUCCCGUUGAUUUGCGCUGGAACAAGAGUCAAUCCCAGCAAAAUAGUGAACAUGUUCUCCGCUUAUGUUUGGACAGUAUCGGACGAUGUGCUCCGUUUUUCAUUUGCUUGUUGGGAGAUAGGUACGGUGUUCAUAGAGCUGCGGAGUCUGAAGUGAAGGAUCCUGCUACAGAAGAAUGGCUGGACAAGAACUUUGAGACGGCUGCUGCUUGUGGAUACGAAUGGUUACUUGAAGAAGACAACAGAUAUAACAGCAUCACUGAGUUGGAAAUUGUACAAGCAUCCUUCCGCAAGAAAUAUGAUUAUGGUUACUUCUAUUUCCGCAACCCCACCCAUUUGGAGGAAAAGCUUCAGGACAUUGAUCCCAGCCAGAAAGAAAGUGUUUCGACAGUUUACAAGCCAGAGAGUGAAUAUGCUGCAAGGAAACUGAGGGAACUGAAACAACAGACCAUUGAUACAGAGUUGCCCGUACGCCACUAUACAACUCUACAGGAGCUGGGUGAUCUGCUAAUCAAAGAUUGGAUGGCAGUCAUUGACUUGUUGUACCCUCCAAUCGAUCCACAUGUGUUCAGGAGCACAGAAUCAGAAGUCUUCCGUGAGUGGUCUGCUCACGAGGCCUUUGCUGAGGCCCGACGACAGGUAUUUGUGAGGACACCAAGGAUCAGAGAGAUGGUAGAGGUGCUUAGCCUCCAUGCGGAGGUUGAACAGGGAAUUAAAAGAAGAAGCAGUAUGAUGGUACCUUCUGCAGUACUGGGGACUUUCAUGACUAGUCUUCCUGGCAGUGAGAAGGAGACCCUUCCACCUGUGUUGGUGCUUGCAGGUGAGAGUGGCUGCGGUAAAUCUACCCUCGUUUCCCAUUGGCUCAAACUAAUCACUGCUAGUCAUCCCCAACUCGUCACCAUUCCUCACUUUGUCGGCUGUGAUUCCGGUAGUACUGACGUCACCAACUUCAUGCGCCGCUGCACAAGUGAACUGCGGCUUCAUUAUCUUGAUUCCGACCUCGAUGACUCCAACGACAUUAAAGAUCUCAGCGACUUCACGCGUGUCACUGAGGCGUUUAGGGCGGCUUUAACGCUUGGGCCGUCUGUCAUUGUUUUAGACGGAGGAGACCACUUGGGGCAUGCUUUGGACGUCCCCGCAUUUACAGUAAAAGAGAUGCAAUGGCUUCCAUCCUGCGUUCCAGUCUCCUGCAGAGUCAUUAUUACUACGACCAAAUCUGAUAUGACCUAUCGUGCUCUCUCACAGCGUAAAGAUGUCAACUGCAUCGACGUGCCUCAUUUGUUUGAUGUUAGAGGAAAGACUGACCUGAUAAGGGAGUAUGUAGGGUCAAACUACAAUUUUUUAGACUCAUCCCGGAUUUCCAAGAUUACUUCCUCUAGCCUGGCGCAUCUUCCGUUGUAUUACGUUGCGCUGGCUUGUGAAUUGCGUGUUUUUGGUGCGCACAAGAACGCCGAGAAGUUAUUGGAGUCAUAUGUACACGCGUCAACCCUAUUUGAUUUGUGGAGUUUGAUAUUUCGUCGUUGGACCCACGAGUACGGUUGGUUGCGUCCAGCGGUUUCUAGAGGCCCUGUUCCCGCCAUAAAGGCGCAGGUGUCGCGUGAUCGUAUGAAUAGUGGCUGGGUGGCUGACGUGCUAAGGCUCUUUGUCCUAUCACGUGAGGGUUUAUCUGAACACGAGGCUUUAAGCGCCUUAAUGAUCAUGGGAUACGUGAGGAACUAUGAAGUAACUAUGGCUCAUUGGGAAAUGCUCCGUUUGAUUGCAGAACACGUGCUUAUUGAAAUGCCGUCUGGGUUGUUGACUUUCCCUCACCAGUCCGCUCGCGGUGCCAUAGAAAUUGCCUUGCUGGGUAAUCUGACCUCCCCAUCCCAGGAGCGCCCGGUCUCACCCCUAUUUAAAGGGAGCUGGGAGCGACAGAAACAGCAGGGUCACACAGUUCUCACGAGUCUCUUUUCCACACAGCCUUCAUCCGGGCGCACGAUGGACGAAUUACCAUGGCAACUCAACAUGGGUGGAAACAUGGAGGCAUUGUGUAAAACGAUUUGUGAGCCGAGGGUAUUCGUGAGGCUCCUAAACUCAUCAAGUGAAAAACGAAGAAAAAUCGAUCUUCAGUCAUACUGGAGAGUUUUAAAAAAGGCGAAUCGGAAGCCUGAAGAGGUUCUCUAUCAAAUGGCAAUUCAAUCGUCAGAGAGACUGCAAGAUGAAUCCAAGGAAGUUACUACUCGAGAAGUCGGAUCUGCCUCGUCUAAAACGAACGAUUCUUCGGCCAUUGAUAAGUUAUGCCGAAAGGCGAACGAUGAUGCCUUGUCUCAACUCGAAAUAGCGCUCGUGCACUAUUUCGCAGGGAAAUUUCUGGGGGAAAACGGUCACGAUCAGAUGGCACACACCUUUCUUUUGAACGCCUACAAGAUGGCUUAUCCCGUGAUCUCAGUAAAGGACAUUUACUUGAUGUGCGAUAUACAGGAGUCAUUGGGGAAUUUUUAUCUUAAACUGUCUGAGCCAAGCAAGGCGGCGUUUUGGUUUAACGGUGCAUUUAAGUCUGCAGGGGAAAUGGCUCGUACUUCCGAUUUGGUUGAACACGAAGCUCUAAUUGGUCGUCUUCUGAAUUGUAUCGCACUCUGCCAGUUACCAAGUCACGUGCCUCUCCCACCGGAAGUCCACAGCCGAUCACGAGCACCUACUCGUAGUGGAAGAGUGAAGACACCGAAUUCCGGAAGAGAACGAGAAAAGACAGAGGAGAUGGGAUCAGGGAACAUUGGCACCAUUUUGGAUGAAGCAUUGAGGCAUAUGAAAAUUGCUCAAAUGUUUCCUGGCCAAAGCAGCGUUUAUUCUCAUAUGGGAUUGUUAGCUGCAAGGCAGAGGCGAAGGGAAGACGCAGAGUCCUUAUUCCGCAAAUCACUCAGUAUGCGCGAACAGUGGUAUGGCUCGUGUCAUCCACUGGUUGCUGAGAUUUAUGAUGCAUUGGCCUCGCUUUCAUGUUCAGACGCAGCAGAAUCCCCGGAUGUCGCCACAGCGGAGGAAAUGUUUCGCCGAGCUUUGCACAUGCGUGAAGAUCUCUUGGGACAAUCACAUUUACUGGUCGCGAAUACAUUAUUCAAGUUAGGGAAGCUUCUUCAAGCUAAAGGCACGAAAGAUGCUAUAAGAGAAGCAAAGUUACUUUUCCAGCGCGCAUUGGACAUACGCACGUCAAAACAAGGCGUUUAUCACGCAGAGACCAAGACAAUCAGACGCGCACUCAUGUCCCUGGAAACUGUUGAUGUAGGCGCCAAGUUUAGUGGAAAAGGAAGCGGGAAAGAGAAAGAGCUGCUUGCUUUAGAAGGCGUCAGAAGUCGACCGUUAACUAAGGCGUCUUCGAGAGUUGAUUUCCGCCAGGCCAGUGCGUCUCAAUAUUGAUUCUGAGUUCUUGCUAUCGUCAAGGUUUGGAUUCCGGUAGGAAACUGCUCAGCAGCUGCUACGUACAUCCCAUUGUCACUGACUAAGGAUUGUCAUGAGGGAACAAACUUACGUAACCUUCACAACGACCUGACCCUCUUUAAAAUGUGAAAAUUCAACCUCGAGUUCAAUUUUUCUACAUGUACGAAUCAGCCAACAAAACAACAGUAGUACUAAUUUUGCCUCAGCGAAAAUUUAACCAGGAAACCCCAACUAACAACGUUUCCAGGAUCUCUCGUCUUCCCCAUAGAGCGAGACCCUGGGUGCGAAGUAGAACUGGCUGGAAUUGUUACCAUCCCUCCCCCCCAUAAUAUUACUUGUAUGUCUUGUUCAAAUCUUUCAUAAGUCAAGGAAAUUGAAUGUAAUUCAAGAUGUACAUACUCAAGACAGUUUCAUAUAAAUGAAUUUUUAUUAACCUUGUCUAAAACUAUUCUUUUCAAGAAUGCAAUUCACAGCACAAGAAAUUUAACCAAUAAGGUGGCACGCGCAGACAAGGGAAUCAACUUCAGUAGAGGUUCAGGGAAAAUAUCUAUCUUUUGUAACGCCGAUUUUAUUGUUUUUGUAUACGAAAUUACAAGAUUCUAAGUGACUUGGUGAAACAAAAACAUGAAGCAGCUUACAAAAAAAGCAUCUCCAAUAUAUUUUUCCCGAAAAUCUGACGUCUUUCUUAUAAAUAUACUCAUUCCGAAGAGGCUUAGGCCGCCAUAUUUUUGUACAACCGCGACAAACAGCACCAUCUCUCGAACGCAUCCAAACUGUAAUAAAGUCUAACAAAGUUCUUAAGUAUUC